CUUAAAUGCGUAAAGAAGAUCUAGCUGUGCAUUGCGAUUGACACACAUCCAAUUAGAUAUCUCCACGUAUUUACUUCCUUAAAGUGGAUAAGAACCAUUCUUUUCUCUAUAUUUUUCAUCACAUCAACCGCUCUAUUUCUGUUUUCCUUGCUGCCAAAAUAAUUUGGGGCUUUUCAUAUUAGGGUUUCUGAUUAUUCUUAAAAUCUUUGAAUUUGAUCACCAUGGAUGAUGAUGGGUUACUCGAUUGGGAGCUUCUUCAUGGCUUUGAUACAGAAUCUACUGAUUCUAUCAUAUCGGAGAAGAGUGUAAUCGAUGUCGGUAUGAUUCUUCUCUCUGAUCAUUUCUCUGCUGAUAACCUCGUAACUGAAUCGGGUGAUUCUUCCCGGGUUGAUCACGGGUCGGAGCCUCCGAAUCGGGUAGAGGUUGGUGUUGAUUUGGAUCAAUUGGGUGAUGAUUGUGUUAGAAAUGAAUUAGGGGUUUACGAUGUUUUGGGUGAUGGUGAGGUUAGGUUGAGUGGUUUUGAUGAAGCUGCAAAUGAGAAGGAUCUCGAGAGGGAGGCUGCUGCUGAAUUAACUGGUGGAACUAUAUCUCACUAUGAAGUAGCUGAUGAAAGGCAUGUUGAGAGCCAAUCUGGUGUUGAAGAGCCUAUUGAGGAAUCGAGCAAGUCUUUGUCUGAUGCAGGGGGGAAUGAGUUGGUUUCUGGAGAUUCUGGGGUUGUGAAUGGUGAAGAUGAGAUUGUUUCGGGUAGUGUUGUUGCUUCUACUGAAGCGGGUGAAGGAAAUGGAGGGAGUUUUGUAGAAGUUGGAGCUGUGAGAUCUGGCGAUGAGGGUAAAAGUAGAGAGAUUGUGUGGUGGAAGAUGCCGUUUGUGCUUCUUAAGUACUCUGUGUUUAAGAUUGGUCCGGUUUGGUCUGUCUCUAUGGCUGCAGCUGUGAUGGGUUUGGUUCUCUUGGGACGCAGAUUGUAUAAUAUGAAAAAGAAAGCUCAAAGGUUCCAUCUUAAAGUUACGAUUGACGACAAGAAGGCGUCGCGGGUGUUGAGUCAGGCAGCCAGACUCAAUGAAGUGUUCACAGAGGUAAGAAGGGUCCCUGUGGUCCGCCCUGUUCUACCAUCUCCUGGCACAUGGCCGGUUAUGAGCCUUAGAUGAGAGAAGCCGAUGUCUACAAUACUUAUACACCAUGGAGAAACAGUCGUACAAUGUCGGUCUCAUCAUGUUAUGUAUCAAAAGAAUACAAAACCAUGUGAUUAUGUCGUACCUAUCCAUUAAGUAGUUUUACCAUCUUACCAAGUCGCUUUUGCUGAGUCUUGUCCCUGCCAUGGGAGACACGCUAAGUGAUUACUGUAGCAAUUUAUGUAUUAUGUCGAGAGACUAAAAAUCCCAGUUGGUAAGCGUUUUUAUUUGUUUGAUCUUAAACAUAUCACAUGCUAUGUAGGCUUUUUGUAUGGAUGC
Molecule: messenger RNA, 1448 nt
Organism: Camelina sativa (false flax)
Lineage: Eukaryota; Viridiplantae; Streptophyta; Magnoliopsida; Brassicales; Brassicaceae
Source: RefSeq, a predicted model, not a curated record